GGAUCAUGUUUCUUGAGCUGACGAGUCUUCUGUCCUCCCCAGGUGAUGGUUCCAGCCGUCCACAUCCAGGCCACCGGGCGGAAAGGCUGCUGUGGGAACCGCUGCGGGAUGUUCCUUUCGAUCAUCUUCGCAGCCGUGGGGGCCUUGGGGGCCGUUUACGCCGUCGCCACCUCCUCUCUGGGCCUCGUUCACGGGCCCCUGUGUCAGUACCCCCUGGCCAACGGGACGCUGCAGUGGGGCCGCCCCUUUGAGAGCAGCUUGGAGGACUUCAGCGAGAAAAACUACCUCUUUGAUACCUCUUUGUGGGACGUCUGCCGGGACCCCCCCGGCGUCAUCCGCUUCAACAUCAUCCUCUUCUCCCUCAUCCUGGCCUCUGGCUUGGUGGAGUUUUGCCUCUGCGUCCUGCAGGUCCUCAACGGGCUCUUCGGCUGCGUCUGCGGGACCUGCAACGAGGAAGAAAAGGAAACCUACCACUGAUCCCUCGCUGGCUUCCUGCCCGUGUGGUUCCCCCACCGACCUCCCCCUCCGCGAUCCCGUGAUUAUUAUUGUUUUGCUGAGAUUC
Messenger RNA from Lacerta agilis (Sand lizard), 562 nucleotides. Its product is annotated as transmembrane 4 L6 family member 1-like. Gene Ontology annotation, cellular component: membrane. Bases 46 to 477 code for a protein of 143 amino acids. The transcript has 4 exons. The record is from RefSeq and is a predicted model, not a curated record. NCBI's taxonomy places the organism in Eukaryota, Metazoa, Chordata, Lepidosauria, Squamata, Lacertidae.